AAAGUGACGCGCCGAAGUUGAAAGUGAGUAUGGAGGGCGUUGACGUUGAAGCCAGGAAAUAUGGGAGAGAAAGGGAAACCCUAUUUCAAGGAAGAGCAAUUUUGAACAUUUCUAUUUCAUUCAUUGCCCGCCGUUUUGUUAUUCUGACAGACAACCCAACUAAAACACUUAAAAGUUUCUCUCUUUGUUUCUUUCUUUCCAAUACACCAACAUCUCCUUAUCUAAAAGCUGCUCUCCUUUUUCUGCUUCUCUCUUACUCUAUCAUCUUACUUUUCUUUCAUCAAUUGUGGGGGUUGAUAGUGUUUUACGUCUAUUUGGAGGAGUAAAUCAAAGUUGUGAAGCUUUGAUUUUGGAGUCUUGACUUGUAGAGAUAGCUUAGUGGAGUAUAGAGAAACCAAAUGGGGAAGCCCACUGGGAAGAAGCCCACUAAAUCAAAAUCCAGUGAUUCAAAUGUGAAACAUGGUAAAGCUGCCUCUAAAGUGAUUGAUGAAGACACAGCCGUAUUCAUCAGUAUGUCCCAAGAAUUGAAGGAAGAAGGGAACAAGCUGUUUCAGAAGCGUGAUCACGAGGGUGCUAUGUUGAAGUAUGAGAAGGCUCUGAAGUUGCUUCCGGGGAACCAUAUUGAUGUUGCCUAUUUGCAUACUAACAUGGCUUCUUGCUAUAUGCAAAUUGGCCUUGGCGAGUACCCAAGAGCCAUUAAUGAAUGCAACUUGGCACUUGAAGUUGCUCCAAAGUACAGUAAAGCUUUGUUGAAGAGAGCAAAGUGUUAUGAGUCAUUGAAUAGGCUGGAGUUGGCUUUAAGGGAUGUUAACCGUGUUUUGAGUAUUGAACCCAACAAUUUGACUGCACUGGAGAUUGCAGGCCAGGUUAAAAAGGCGAUGGAAGAGAAAGGUCUAAAGAUUGAAGAGUUAGUAUUACCCCCAGAAUAUGUUGAGCCUCCAAUUCCUACCAAGGUUGUAAAGGAUAAGUCGAAAAAGAAGAAGAGCAACAGAUUUGACAGAAAGAAAGUUUUGGAAGUUGACGAAAAGAAGGUUGAGGAGGUUGAAGAAAAGAAGGCUGAGGACAAGGUGGUUGUGGAGGAGAAAAGAAGCGUUAAGGAAGAAAAGAUGGUGUCAAGAACAGUCAAAGUGAUACUUGAGGAGGAUAUUAGAUGGGCAGAAUUACCAGUGGGUUGCAGUAUUAGACUUGUGAGAGACAUUGUUCUGGACCGAUUCCCAAACUUGAAGGGUGCGCUUAUAAAGUAUAGGGAUGAAGAAGGUGACCUGGUUACUAUCACAACCACUGAUGAGCUUAGGUUGGUUGAAUCAUCUGCUGGUCCUCAGAGUUCUUUAAGACUCUACAUAGUAGAAGUUACGCCAGAUAAAGAACCUCUAUAUGAGGGAAUGAGUGGUGAAGAUGAUAUAAAUUCCAGCAGCUACAAAUCAACUAUAGUCACAGAGGAUGGGCAUCUGGAGAAAGAAAGGGAACUGAAUAAAGGGACAACCUGUGUUGAAGACUGGAUCGUCCAAUUUGCACGGCUGUUCAAAAAUCAUGUUGGCUUUGAUUGCGAUCCAUAUCUGGAUCUUCAUGAGAUAGGUAUGAAACUAUACUCUGAAACUAUGGAGGACACUAUUACAAGUGAAGAAGCACAAGAGCUUUUUGGAAUUGCUGCAGCUAAGUUCCAAGAGAUGGCAGCUUUGUCUUUGUUUAAUUGGGGAAAUGUUCAUAUGUCCAGAGCAAGGAAGCGGGUAUACUUUACUGAAGACAGUUCUCGGGAGUCUGUAUUGGAACAGGUUAAAUCUGCAUAUGAAUGGGCAGUUAAAGAAUAUGAAAUGGCGGGACGUAGGUACGAAGAAGCUCUUAGGCUGAAGCCAGAUUUCUAUGAAGGCCUUCUUGCACUUGGUCAGCUGCAGUUUGAACAUGCAAAACUCUGCUGGUACUAUUUGAUUGGAAGUAAAGUUGAGUUAGAGACAGGGACGUGUGCAGAGAUCUUGGAGCUGUAUAACAAGGCUGAGGAUAGCAUGGAAAGAGGAACGGAAAUGUGGGAGGAGAUGGAAGAACAGCGUCUUAAUGGACUCUCCAAAAAUGAAGAAUAUAAAGCUCUGUUGCAGAAAAUGAGAUUGGAUGGUCUACUAAAAGAUAAACCAGCUGAAGAAGCUGAAGAGCAGGCUGCAAACAUGAGGUCUCAGAUUUACCUCUUAUGGGGUACCAUUCUCUAUGAACGUUCUGUGGUGGAAUUUAAACUGGGAUUACCAACUUGGGAAGAAUGUUUGGAGAUUGCAAUGGAAAAGUUUGAGCUAGCUGGAGCAUCUCAAAUUGAUAUCGCCGUUAUGAUAAAGAACCACUGUUCCAAUGAAACUGCUCUUGAAGGUUUCAAGGUUGAUGAGAUAGUACAGGCAUGGAAAGAGAUGUAUGAUACUAAUAAGUGGCAGACUGGGGUGCCAGCUUUCAGGCUAGAACCUUUAUUCCGUCGUCAUAUUCCAAAUCUCCACACUGUAUUGGAAAAUCUUUGAGUCAAUAUCUGUGGUUGAUCAUUACAUCGGAGCAAAGGAUAUUUGGCAUUACCUCUCAAUUUUGUGUGGCUGUAUGUUGCCAAGUUAAUAGGUUCUUUUAUUUUUUUGUGAAUUACUUCUUGAUGAUCAGUUUUUUGCUUUAGGAGCAAAGAGCUGAGUGUGACUAAUCACUCUAUUGGAUUUUGAAGACAUUGGUUUGUUUCAGAUGUGAAGGUUUUUCGGUAUCAUUCAUUGGUGUUUUGGUCAUUCUUCACCACAAAGCCCACCCAACGUAGGGUCUUUUUGUGAUUUGCAUUAUUUGCAUUCAUUUUUUCACACAAGCUCAAGGUAGAGUGGAGUAUAGCAUUAUAUUUGUAAGGUUGCUGUUGUUAAAAAUAGAAAAUGGAUGUUCAUUUCUCUCAGUCAGAGACAGAAUAUAUAGAAGUGUUUAUUUGAGAUGUUCCUUUCUAUCA
Lycium barbarum (goji berry) is the source of this 2944-nucleotide messenger RNA. RefSeq names its product protein PHOX1. Gene Ontology annotation, molecular function: protein binding. The transcript is spliced from 4 exons. The coding region runs from base 399 to 2492 and encodes 697 amino acids. The record is from RefSeq and is a predicted model, not a curated record. NCBI's taxonomy places the organism in Eukaryota, Viridiplantae, Streptophyta, Magnoliopsida, Solanales, Solanaceae.